Messenger RNA from Podospora anserina S mat+, 555 nucleotides. RefSeq lists its product as uncharacterized. The coding region runs from base 1 to 555 and encodes 184 amino acids. NCBI's taxonomy places the organism in Eukaryota, Fungi, Ascomycota, Sordariomycetes, Sordariales, Podosporaceae. The record is from RefSeq and is a predicted model, not a curated record. The transcript has a single exon.
AUGAUCCGCCAACUCCUCCUCGCUGCCCUUCCCUUGGUUUUUGCCAACCCCCUGCCUGUCCCCGAGGAGGCUGCCAACGCCGAUGUCGCCGCGGCCGCUGACAUUGCCCUCCCACCCCACUGGCACCAAGGAGGUCGCGGCUCGUCUUCUUCCUCCUCGACCUGCGGAAAACUGAACGGCCCCCGUUACUGCAAAGGAACCGCCUACAACCCCUCCCAAACCAACAAGUACCUCUGCGGCGACUCCCGCCUCGGCCCUACCCGCCUCCCCAGGCGUGAGCCGUUGGACUCCAUCACCGAGUUUUACGACCGGUUCGGCGGCCUGUGCCCUGGUGUCUUUCUUGACACCUGGUUCAACGUCACCGGUACUGGGUGGUGGUGGUACCCCGAGGAGAACGGGUUCGUCCUUGGGGAGAGCGGCCUGCCGAUUGUGGGGGAGGUCACGCUCGGGAGGGGGACGCUGCUCGAUCGGUUUGGCGGGGAGACGGGGACGUUUGUCAGCCCUGCUGGGGCCGGUUAUCAACGUGAGUUUGUUUAUUCUGUGGGGGUUGAUUGA